UAUUUCCAAGUCCUGGAAUCCGGACUGAUCGUGAUCACGUAUGGAUUAUGCUUUUUUCGCUGUCUUUGUGUUUAUUUUGCCUUAGAGGAAACUUUCUCAGCAAGUGUUCUCAAGGGAACUGCUUUCUAGUGCCACAGACAUGAUUUGCUUGCUAACAUGGGCUGCUUUCCUCUGGACUCUAAAUUCCAUUCCCUGCAGUUUUGGAAUGGCAGUGAAUGAGGGAACAGAUGGCCCAUGUCCAGUCCUAAAUGUAGAGGAUCACAGGUUUUCUGAUGUCUUAGAUCGCCCCCUGGAAAUCAGAGGAUUUGAUCUAACAGAGAAGUUCCUUCUACGAAAGGGGACAGUCUCUGAAGACCUGCCAUCGUUUCGUUUGGGAAGUAGUCCGCUUAUUAAGUCAACAAAGUUAAUAUUUCCAAAUGGGCUUUCAAAUGAAUACUCCCUUGUCACCAUUUUCCGAGUGAGGAGAACCACAAAAAAAGACCGCUGGUAUCUUUGGCAGAUAUUUAACCAAUCAGGAGGCACUCAGGUAUCGGUUGUAAUUGAUGGCGUCAAGAAGGUGGUGGAGUUUUCUUUCCAGAGCCUGCUCAAGAGCACACUCCGUUACACAUUUAAAAGUCGCGAACUACAGAACCUCUUUGACCGGCAGUGGCACAAACUGGGUGUUUCUGUGCAGAGUAACAUAGUUUCCAUAUAUAUGGACUGUAAGCUCAUAGAAAGGAAGCUGACGGAAGAAAAGGACAGCGUUGAAACCAGUGGGCGCACCCUCAUCACCACACGAGUGGAGGAUGGACGGCCAGUAGACAUUGAACUGAAACAAAUUCUAAUCUACUGCGACCCUUAUAUGGCUGAGAUGGAAAAUUGCUGCGAACUAUUGGAGCCAAAGUGUGAAGCCACGGAGACAUUUAAUGGGACUUCCCCUCCCCUGGUUACAGCCCAGCUCCCCCAGAUGCUGUCUCAGCCGGCCUCACAGUCAAUUGACAGAUGUCACUGUCCAACUGAAAAGGGAGAACCUGGACUUCCAGGUGUAGUCGGUUUGCCAGGACAAAAGGGCGAUAAAGGAGAAAAGGGUGAGAUAGGACAGAUUGGCCUUUCAGGAGACCCUGGACAAAAGGGGGAACUUGGAUCAGAAGGGCAAAAGGGAAUCGAUGGGGAGAAGGGUGAUGUGGGUCUGCCUGGAGCUCCGGGGCUGCCUGCUGACAACGAAUGUCUCAAAGGAGCUCAGGGCCCCCAAGGCGCCAAAGGAGAGAAGGGAAUGGCCGGGAUGCCAGGUCAACCAGGCAAAGAGGGCAAAAGGGGACGGAGAGGAAAGCCUGGGGAGCCUGGACCCAGAGGCCUGUCUGGUCCCCUAGGAACAUCUGAAGGAGCAAGUGUCAAGGGCGAAAAGGGUGAGUCCGGAGUCCCGGGAGAGAAAGGAGAGAGAGGAGAAGCUGGUCAGCAAGGUGCCGAGGGGGCCAGCGGGAUGAAAGGACAAAAAGGUGAUGUUGGUCCUCCUGGUCCUCCUGGCCCUGUGAUGACUGCUCAUGGAUUAAGACAGCUCUCUGGAACUGAUGAAAUGAAGACCCAGAAGGGAGAAAAAGGAGAAGAGGGGGAAAAAGGAGCUCAAGGACCCCAAGGCUUCAAGGGAUCUAUAGGGGUUCCAGGACUCAAAGGAGAUCCAGGACUAGAGGGAAGGCAAGGCCUGCCUGGACCCACUGGACUCCCAGGACUCCCGGGUGAGCCAGGCUCGCCAGGGGAGCCAGGGGUGCCUGGGAGAGAUGGCCUAAAAGGAGAAAAGGGAGACUCUGGUGGAGUGAUGGGCCCGCAAGGACCUCAAGGACCUAAGGGCGAGCCUGGAGAGCCUGGAGGCGGAUAUGUGGGUGACGGAUUGUCUAUAUCUAGAGGGUCUCGUGGACCCAAGGGUGAGAGAGGCAUCCCGGGAUUGCCAGGAGACCACGGUGAAAAAGGUGAACCUGGAGAGAGUGUCAAAGGCCCGCCGGGCCCCGUGGGACCCACAGGAAAGCCAGGAAUUGAGGGCCCCCGUGGACCCCCAGGUUCAUCUGGCACUCCUGGAGUUCCUGGAAGAGAGGGUUCCCCUGGUAGACCAGGACCCCCGGGCCCUGCUGGACCCCCGGGUGAACCAACUGCCUUGCCAAUUGUUGGCGACAUGGGUGCAUUACUUAAGAAUGCCUGCAGUUUGUGCCAGACAAGAGUCCCAGGGCUGCCUGGGCAGAAGGGAGAGAAGGGCUCCCCUGGAGCACCAGGAGUAGAAGGCAUGGUGGGAGAAAAGGGGGAUCCAGGUGUGAGAGGUCCUAUGGGUAACCCUGGGAAAGAAGGCCCCAAGGGAGUAAAAGGAGAGCGAGGGUUCCCAGGCCCUACAGGAGAUAAAGGCGAUGAGGGACCCUCUGGGGCGCCAGGUCUUCCUGGUGUGACCGGUCGUACAGGAGCCCCGGGGCUCAUGGGCAGACCAGGUCCAAUGGGACAACUAGGACCAAAAGGAGAAAAAGGAAAUGAAGGCCCCCCGGGCAGACCUGGACUUCCAGGGCCUCCGGGUGUACCCUAUGUGGAGGGCAAUGGGAUGAGUAGCCUCUACAAACUUCAGAGUGGUGGAGCUAUUUUAGGACCCCCUGGAGCUCCUGGUGCGCCGGGCCCCAAAGGAGAUGAUGGACCUGCAGGGGAACCGGGGGCCAUGGGAUUACCAGGGCUUGAAGGGCUUCCUGGUGCCAAGGGUGAUGUUGGUUUACCUGGCCCACCUGGAAUACCAGGUCCGACAGGGAAGCCCGGCACUCGUGGAGAGCCAGGGAUCCCAGGAGAGCCGGGUGAGCGGGGGCCGCCCGGAGAGACAGGAUUCCCAGGACCCGAGGGACCCCAAGGUGCUGCUGGGAGACCUGGAAAAGAUGGAACUUCAGGAUACAAGGGAGAUACAGGUAGACCAGGGGACAGAGGAUCCAAAGGAGAACGUGGUGAUCCAGGGAUUCCAGGAGAAAGAGGUGUUCAGGGAGAGAGAGGACGCGUAGGAGACCCUGGACUGUCCGGACCCAGUGGCCCUCCAGGCCAAAAAGGUGAUCCUGGCCCUCCAGGACAGUUUGACAGCGUACACCUCCUGGGUGAUCCAGGCUUCAUGGAGGAACUGAAACUGUUCAUCAAAAAUGAAGUUUUGAGAGUUUUUGAAGAGAAAGUAUCAAGUGCUGCCAUGCUGCAGAAGACACCUGCAGGCAUUUUAGCUUCACAAGUCCAAGGCCCUCCAGGACCUCCUGGCAGAGACGGAUUACCAGGCCCUCCUGGAGAGCCUGGACCUCCUGGUCCUCAAGGAUACAGGGGUCAGAAAGGAGAACGAGGCCAGCUUGGGCUGGGGUUACCAGGAGAUCUAGGAUCCAUGGGACCACCAGGCCCUCCUGGGAUCUCUUCUCAUGGCCCUCCUGGCUCUCCGGGACCCCGUGGACCUCCUGGGACGUGUGACCCCAGUGACUGUCUUCCUCCUUCUUCAUGAGCUCGGCAGAACGGUCCAGACUGAACACUGUCCAUCACUGACACUCAUGUUGGCAGAUACAGAUACAGUAGAGAGCCCAAGAAGCUGAAUCACAACGUUUCCUCAGCUGCGGUUUGUCAGACAGACUCACAACUGACCUCUUUUGUCCACUUUUACAAUAACAUUUGUAUGCAGUCUGGGCUUUUACUUCUGGGAUUGCUGUUUUGAAUUUUGUUUUGAAUGCAACAAAAAAAAAAGCCUUUGAGUAACAUUUUUUUUUCUUUUUUUGCAAAGCUGUUCUUUCAAGCUAGUUCUUGUUUUCACACCCCCUACUGUGAUGUAAUGCAUUCCUUGUCAGCGCUCAUUAUGUCUUUCAAGACCAUGAAAUGACUUUGUUUCGUUAAGUUCAGUCCCGUCUGAAAACGUGAUCUUAAUUAUUUGUUUGCCUGCUUAAUGGGCAUGCCUAUGCACUCUUCUGUUCUUAUUCAGAUAAGCCAUUGUGCUGGCAGAAGGUACAUCUCAUCUGUAUGUGUGUGAGUGUGUUUGUGUGUGAAACAGAGACAAAGAUUAGCUGAAUGAGUACGCCUGUUUAAUGUGUGGGUGUGAGGAAAUAACUGUUUUGUUUGUUUUUUUUUUUUGUUUUGUUUAUUUUUGAAAACCCUUACGCAACCAAAGUGCAGCAGAUGUGUCUGAUAUGAAAAUUAUUUAUUUAAAGCGUGUUCCUCAAGAAUGUACUUAAAUGAGGGGACUGAUUAUUGUACUAAAUGUAGCAUGAAUAUUAAGAAAUAUUAUCGCUAGAAGGUGGGUUUUUACAUAUCUGGAUAAUUGAGUUUUAUUUAUUUUAUUUUAUCUGAAAUUAACCUUUUAUCACUCAUUUUUACAACAACCUGCAGUGUAAUCAGUGAUGAGGAGGUCUUCCCAUUUUUUAAGUUAAAAUUGCUCAGUCAGCCAUAAUAUACUGUAUCAUCACAGAGCUUUGCCAUAGUUUUUUUUAACACAAAAACUCCUACUUUUAGUGCGAAACUGUUAAAAACACACACAAACACAUUGAGGGCAGAUUUAAAGAAUGUACUUUAAACGUCAUUAAUCUUUAAUAAGUGCGAUGUGACCUCACAUUCAUCUUUACUGUGGGUUUAAUCUGUAAAUAAGUUGAGCGGGUGUGUAUUUUGUUUUUCUUUUUCUUGUCUAAUGGGGCUUGUAAUGGGACCUGACAAUAUAAUUACAUAAGCAAGUUGUCAUCUUAAUGAUGAAUUAAGGUUCUCACUUUUAAUAUCGAUCAUACAUCUCUGCAGAUGUUAUUGAUAGUUUGUGUGUGUGUGAGAAGCUGUUAUUAACAUUUACUGUUUACAUACUGUCGUGUAUGAUGAUUCCUUUGGUUUAUAUGUAUAUUUUUGAUUUUCAGCCACACUAAGGAAAUCGGAGAACUUCACUGCAGCUUUUAUCUUUUUGUCGUGGUACAACUUUAUACUCUUUUAAUGUACUUGAAUUUUCAUGUUUGUUUAACAGAGUCUUGGUUGAUAUCCUGGUUUUUCACUUUCACAACUGACCAGCACUGUGUGUCUCUGUGCAUCUUUGGUUUUUGGGGUCAUCUAAAGACUGGAGUUUAUUUUAUUUAUUUUCUGUUACAAGUUUAAGACUCUUUUUGUGGUUGUCAAUGAUUUUCCAAAGGUUUUGAGUCAAAUCUUCUCGACAGAUGACGUGAUCAUGUCCAGAAAUUCACAUGUUGGAGUGUAUUUGCUCUGAAAAUUCCCUUUUUAAUGGCUCGCUCAAAAUGACAAAAAUUUCCCCAGUCUUUAAGCUUUACUCUGUUUGAAGAUGUUAAGGAAAAUAUCCAAUUUAGUUCAUUCAACAAACCUUAAAUGCAUUAAUCACCAUAAACAAUGAAGGUUUCUAUUGCAGAAACAGAUAAUUGGAUUGUGGUGCAUUUUACUUUCCUCAAGCUUAUGUUUUGAGCGUAACUUAAUGAGAAUUUGACUCAAAGGCUUUAAUUUUACUUUUAAGUGUCAUGCUGUGAUUAAUGUUUGAAAAGUUAUGUGGGUGUAUCUGAAACAUAAAAACUCAUGUCUUUCUGUAUUUCAUCUUUUAAGAUCAGUUUGAUGCUUUUUCUCUUCUUUCAAACUUUCAGUCUAGAAUUAUGGAAAGGCUUCAUACUUCUCUUACACGUGUAAAUUAUAACUCACAUCCUACUCUGAAGUAACAGAGCAUGAUUUUUUUAUAUUUUUCAUAAAAUGUCAGCUUGGUUUUUAUCUCUGGUAAACUUUAUCAGUGUGAGUGGGUUUAAUAUUAGAUGGGUUUUAAAUCACAAGUGUGCCAGCGACUUCAUUUGUGGGUUAAAGGAGCCCCCUGCUGGACAUGUUUCUAUCUCUUUAUGCUUUGUAAUGUGACUGAAAAACAAUUUUUCUUUGGGUUAUAGAAUAGGUGACGUACAAUCUCCUUAUUUUCCCUUGACUUCCCUCUCUUCAAGCUUAAUAAUUUUCAUAUUUGACUUAAUGGCUUCCCCUCAAAGACAAUGAAACCGACCUUGACCGAAUCUAAACGAGACAGCGUCAGCAAACAAACAUGAUCUCAACUGUUAAUUCUGAUGAAAGCUAUUCUCACUUUGUAUGUAAUUAAGUUGGAAUUGAUAUUAAUGUGCGCUGGUUUGUGACUUCAAUUUAGCUAAACGGUGUGAUAACUAACACAAAAUGGCUACUGGUGUCACAGACCACUUCACUGGCAAUUUCCAUCAGGGUUUUAGUUGAAAGAUUUAUUGUGAGAAGAAAAAUGUCACAUUAAAACAAACUAUACUUAAAUUCUUUGUAUGACGCUGUUAUACAUGUAAAAAAUAGUCAUGGCACAUAAAGCAAAUGUAAUCAUGAAGAAGUUAUUUAGAGCAUAUAUUUCAUUAUUGAUUAUUUUUUAACACUCACAGCUGACCCUGCUGUCACAUACAAUCUACUCUUGUAAAUAAGCUUGUAAUAAAGGACAAUACAGCUCAGUCUCUCAGGUGGUCCCUCAGAUGAAAAAUGUCCACCUGCUGCUCUCGCUGUAUCUCCUGCGCUAUUUGUAGGUCAUGUUGUGUAGAGUGAAUUAAAUGUGUGUUUCUGAAAAAGUCUGUUUCGUUGAACAUCUACCUCAGUCUUGGUUUACCACGUCUACAUAAUGAGCUAUUUUGGUGAAAUGUUAACGUACAACACUAACUGUUGCCUUCCGCUCAAAAGCAAUUGAAACUUUCUGUGUUUGUGGGAAAAGGGAUGUGUUUUAGUCCCACGCAUCACAAUCGGUUGGCUAAAGAAGAGGGCCAGUAAUGUCCCUCAAGUGGAGGAUCGUCCACUUUGUUUGUGGUUACCAGAUUUCAGAGGUUCUGUUUUAUUUUACUUUUCUUUUAUUUACACUGACUAACAGUCCCUGCCUUACACGUGUGCAAUAAAUGUUAUCCGUUGCUUUA
Sphaeramia orbicularis (orbiculate cardinalfish) is the source of this 6872-nucleotide messenger RNA. RefSeq names its product collagen alpha-1(XIX) chain. The record is from RefSeq and is a predicted model, not a curated record. Bases 140 to 3466 code for a protein of 1108 amino acids. The transcript is spliced from 53 exons. NCBI's taxonomy places the organism in Eukaryota, Metazoa, Chordata, Actinopteri, Kurtiformes, Apogonidae.